Messenger RNA from Otolemur garnettii (small-eared galago), 2607 nucleotides. It is a transcript of the gene ZNF10, whose product is annotated as zinc finger protein 10. The coding region runs from base 250 to 2010 and encodes 586 amino acids. The record is from RefSeq and is a predicted model, not a curated record. NCBI's taxonomy places the organism in Eukaryota, Metazoa, Chordata, Mammalia, Primates, Galagidae. The transcript has 6 exons. Gene Ontology annotation, biological process: regulation of DNA-templated transcription.
CAUGGAGGCGGCGCGCAGCCUGAAAACUAGAGGCUGAGGCGCCUAAGAUGGAGUAAGAGGGAGUGGAUUAACCUUCCUGACUGAGCAGUAGCAACAAUGAAACAGACAAAAUACAGGAAACUGAUUGUUUAAGAUCUUGGAUAUCAAGCAACAAAUGACAGUGAUUCCUGAGAGAUGGGAAACCAAUGAGUUUUGCCUUCUUAGAACUCUCCUGUUUGUCAAGAAGUUACGGUCAAGAACAAGGAGAGCAUGGAAGCCAAGUUACUAACUGCCUGGUCCCAGACACUGGUGACUUUUGAGGAUGUACUUGUGGACUUCACCAGAGAGGAGUGGAAGCUGCUGGACGCUGCUCAGCAGAUCAUGUACAAAGAUGUAAUGUUGGAGAACUAUAAGAACCUCCUUUCCUUGGGACAUCAGCUUCCUAAGCCAGAUGUGAUCCUCCAGUUGGAGAAAGGGGAAGAGCCCUUGCUGGUGGAGAGAGGGAUUCACCAAGAGACCCAUCCAGAUUUGGAGACUACAGUUGAAAUUAAAUCAUCAGUUUCUAGUAAGAGCAUUUCUAAAGAUAAGCAAUCCUAUGACAUUAAAAAGGAAGUAAUAGCAAAGAAUGAUCUCUGGUAUUUAUCAUUAGAAGAAGUCUGGAAAUGUAAAGACCAGUUGGACAAGUAUAAGGAAAACCAAGAGAGACAUUUGAGGCAAGUAGCAUUCACCCAAAAGAAAUUACUUCCUCAGGAGAAAGUCUGUGAAAGUGGCAAAUAUGGGGGGAAUUGUCUUCUUCCUGCUCAGCUAGUAUUGAGAGAGUAUUUCCAUAAACGUGGCUCACAUACUAAAAGUUUAAAACAUAAUUUAAUUCUGAGUGGUCAUCAGGAAAGCUGUGCAAACAACAGUAAUGAAUGUGGUCAAACCUUCUGUCAGAACAUUCACCUUAUUCAAUAUUCAAGAACUCACAUGGGAAAUAAAUCCUAUAGCUGCCCUGAUAAUAGCAAUUCUCUUACACAUGGUACAUCCCUUGGUAUAUCAAAGGGCAUACACAGAGAGAAACCCUAUGAAUGUAAGGAAUGUGGAAAAUUCUUCAGCUGGCGUUCUAAUCUUACUAGACACCAGCUUAUUCAUACGGGAGAGAAACCCUAUGAAUGUAAAGAAUGUGGAAAAUCUUUUAGCCGGAGUUCUCACCUCAUUGGGCAUCAGAAGACUCAUACUGGUGAGGAACCCUAUGAAUGUAAAGAAUGUGGAAAAUCCUUCAGCUGGUUUUCUCAUCUUGUUACCCAUCAGAGAACUCAUACAGGAGACAAACUAUACACAUGCAAUCAGUGUGGGAAAUCUUUUGUUCAUAGUUCCAGGCUUAUUAGGCACCAGCGAACUCAUACUGGAGAGAAGCCUUAUGAGUGUCCUGAAUGUGGGAAGUCUUUUAGGCAGAGCACACAUCUCAUUCUGCAUCAGAGAACUCAUGUUAGAGUGAGGCCCUAUGAAUGUAAUGAAUGUGGGAAGUCUUAUAGCCAGAAAUCUCACCUUGUUGUGCAUCAUAGAAUUCACACUGGACUGAAACCUUUUGAGUGUAAAGAUUGUGGAAAAUGCUUUAGUCGGAGCUCUCACCUUUACUCACAUCAAAGAACCCACACUGGAGAGAAACCAUAUGAGUGUCAUGAUUGUGGAAAAUCCUUCAGCCAGAGUUCUGCCCUUAUUGUGCAUCAGAGAAUACAUACUGGAGAGAAACCAUAUGAAUGUUGCCAGUGUGGGAAAGCCUUCAUCCGAAAGAAUGACCUCAUUAAGCAUCAGAGAAUUCAUAUUGGAGAAGAGGCCUAUAAAUGUAAUCAGUGUGGCAUUAUUUUCAGCCAGAGCUCUCCAUUUAUAGUCCAUCAGAUAGCUCACACUGGGGAGCAGUUCUUCACAUGUAGUCAGUGUGGGACAGCACUUGUUAAUAGCUCUAACUUUAUUAGAUACCAGACAAAUCAUAUUAGAGAAAACGAAUAUGGAAAAUUUAUCACAAAGAGCAAUAAAUUUACUUUGGAUUAGAGAACUCCUAGAGAUAAGCUGUACAGUUUGAAUCUAUGUGGAACUGCUUUCAAUUUUGUUACUAUCACAUUGCAUACUGGAGAAUUCAUCAUGGAGGGGUUAAAAAAACUCACAAAUUUUAUUUCAAUAAUGGAUACAUCAGAUUGUCUUUCCAUAAAUUCCUAUAAAAGUAAUUGUCCUAUCAUCAUUCUUGACCAAGUCUUAAAUGCUAGAAUCUGAAAAGGAAACAUUUAAUAGGAAACAUUUACUUUCCUAUGUUUAAUAGGAAACAUUAAACAUAAAUAGGAAACAUUUACUUUCUUCAAAAAGGUAAAUGAGUAUGCUACUAUAGGGAAAGUGGUGGAAAAUGAUAUUCUAGUGAAUUAGUACAUCAUAGUUUACCUGGUUGUGCCUCUUCUCUGGGACACUUAGUAGUGUUUAGUAUGUUUUAUGUGUCUGGUAUGAGCCACAUGGGGGUUAACAGCAAGGAAAAUGCUUAUAAUGUAAUUAAAUUAAAGAACAAUACAUUUACAUAUAAUACCCAUUUUUAAAUAUGUUUGCAUGUGGACAAGAAUCGAAAGUAUUUAUAGAUAAAUGAACAGAAUUAAUUUGUUAGAU